AUGGAAUCUUCUUCCAAUAUUAUUCAAGAUUUUAUAAAUAUUCCACAAAAUAAUAAUUCAACAAAUAAUGAAGAGACAACAACAGAUGUUCCAGAUUCUGAUACAAUAAAAAUGUUUAGUUGGGAUGAAAAUAAAUUAAUUGAAUUUUUUACUCAAUAUGGGCCGGUUUUUCAAUUAAAUAUUUUGCGAGAUAAGGGAAGUGAAGAAAGUUGUUGUUUUGUUACUUUUUAUCAUCGGAAAGAUGCCAUAAAUGCACAAAAUGCGCUUCAUAAUGUUCAUACAAUGCCUGGACUUAGCCAUCCUGUCCAAAUGAAACCUGCUGAUACUGAAAAUAGAAAUGAUCGAAAACUUUUUAUUGGAAUGUUAAGUAAAUCAAUGGAUGAAAGUGAUGUCCGUAAAAUUUUUAAUGAAUUUGGACAAAUAGAGGAAUGCAAUAUUUUACGUGAUCAAGGCAAAAGCAAAGGUUUUUUUAAAAUUAAUAUCUGCUAG
This is a messenger RNA of Meloidogyne enterolobii, 489 nucleotides long. NCBI's taxonomy places the organism in Eukaryota, Metazoa, Nematoda, Chromadorea, Rhabditida, Meloidogynidae. The record is from the annotation of a GenBank genome assembly.